Molecule: messenger RNA, 621 nt
Organism: Miscanthus lutarioriparius
Lineage: Eukaryota; Viridiplantae; Streptophyta; Magnoliopsida; Poales; Poaceae
Source: the annotation of a GenBank genome assembly
AUGGGGUCGCAUCCCCGAUGCCUCCCCACGCAUCUCCCAGGUGGCUCUCGCCUUGGUAAUCCAAUCCUCCGGGCUCUGGCCGGCCGGUUAGCUCGAGCUGUGUUUACUCGAUCAGCAAUCAUCAUGGCUGCCGCCAGCUCCCUCCACGACUUCACCGUCAAGGAUGCAAGCGGCAAAGAUGUGGACCUGAGCACCUACAAGGGCAAGGUUCUCCUCAUCGUCAACGUUGCAUCACAGUGUGGCCUGACCAAUUCUAACUACACGGAGCUUACCCAGCUAUACGAGAUGUACAAGGACCAGGGUUUGGAGAUCCUUGCGUUCCCAUGCAACCAGUUCGGUGGGCAAGAGCCUGGCACGAGUGAGGAGAUCGUCCAGUUUGUUUGCACUCGCUUCACGGCUAAGUUUCCAAUUUUUUACAAGGUUGACGUCAACGGCGAAGAUGCUGCGCCCAUCUACAAGUUUCUGAAAUCCAGCAAAACCGGCCCAUUCGGUGAGAACAUCAAGUGGAACUUCGCCAAGUUCUUGGUUGACAAACAGGGGCAUGUCACUGAGCGGUAUGCUCCAACCACUUACCCACUCAGCAUCCAGAAGGACAUCAAGAAGCUGCUUGGGAGUUGUUGA